UAUACAGACGUUGAGUGCACCCCCAUGUGGCGGUGCAGUCGGUAUGCAACGCAGUCUUGAGUUCUCCAGACAACGCCCUCCUCGAUGGCUGAAGGAGGCACGGAAGAAAAUGCCAAGGAGGCCGUUGUAAGCACCUUAAAUCCUGAAGCUGCCGAGUUCAAGCCUGGUGCCAAGCUCUUUGAGAGGACCGAUGAUCCUGCGGAGGCUCCAGCGUCUUUGGUCUUUGGAGGGGGUGGCCAUUUCUUAUCCAAGUACACCGACCGCGAGAGCAAGCUUCGGCGGCGGAAGGAGGGGGACGGUGCAGGUGCCGCGCCUCAGCCAGACCGCGUGAACGUGCAGUUGAACCAGCUCAUCGUUCAUGCAGGCACGCCGGAGCGGAUUUUGCAGGUCGUGGACGAAAACUUUGAACAGCUGAACGUGGUGAAUCUCAUCACCGCUUUGCAUCGCUUGGCCACCGUUUCCUUAGCCUCUCGAAAGGCUGCGGUGCGCCGGGAGUUGCGCUUCCGACGGCUGGUGACGAAGCUGUCGGACACGGUGCGGAAAGCUGACCCUGCGUCGCUGAAGCCGCAGGACCUCUCAAAUGUGGUUUGGGGUCUCACCAAGCUGGGCGUCCAAAAUGGCGUCCUCUUCAACCUCCUGGCCGAGCGGAUCCUGCUUCGCUUGGAGGCCUUCAAACCGGUGAACCUCUCGAUGACCCUGUGGGCCUUUGCGAGGUCUGGGAUCUACGAUGAGAAGCUCCUGGCGGCCACCAGCGGCGAGGUCAAGCGACAGCUGAAAGACUUCCAGCCGCAGCAGGUGGCCAACACCGCCUGGGCUUUUGCCAAGUGCGGCUACGUAGACCAGGAGCUGUUUGCCUUGGCUGCGGAGCAGGCCUUGGCAGAGCUGGACCAGUAUCAGCCCAUGAACUUUUCGAUGCUUGUUUAUGCUUUCGCCUUGGCCAACCAACGCCAUAGCCAGCUCUUCGAGGAGGUCGCCAAGAGAUGUACCGUUCCAACGUUGAAGUUCUCCUUGGCCGUGGCGGUCCUCAGACUUUGUUGCAGCUUCAUCCUGAACUUCUGCAAACCUUAUCAGAAGCUCCUGCGGGAAAAGUCUUUACUUUCCCAGGUUCGAGACACGGUUUUAAACGAUGAUCCGGUGCAGUCCAGUAAGGCUGGCUGUGACCGGCGAGUGAUCUUGAAGUUCACCGACCUGCACCAGGAGGCCGCGAUCAUGGCAGCCUUGCGGCGGAUGAACGAGUGCUGGCGGGCCUUGGACAUCCGCGUGUGCGGUCAGUUGGUGCAGACGGUGACCUAUGGGAUCGAUCCCUUGAUGGAUGCGGCUGGCCUGGUGGAGGCCGUGGCAGACUGUUGGAACCUGCGGGAGCUCGCGCAGGAGUCGUCGCAGAGGCAUUUGCGCAUUCUUCAGCGUUUGCCUGAUCCGACGUCACAAGACCUCUUGGCGGCCUCGACCGUGGCAUAUCUCACCUCGGGCUACGCCUUGGGACUCCGGGACAGCCACGAUGAUAACAUCAUGUUGCGACAAGACGGGUCCCUGUUCCGCGUGGACUUUGGCUAUGUUUUUGGGCAAAGCCCAGCACUAGACGCUCCACCCACCGUGGUGCCCAAUGCUGUGCUGGUGGCCCUGGGUGAAGCAAGGUGGAAAGAGGUGUGCAUUGUGUGCGAACGCGCGCUGAUGGCCUUGUCAACGCCUGGGGAGUUUGUGGGUUUUGCCUGCGUGCGCAGCGUGCCAGAGAUGGCACUGCUGCAUCACCAGGCCCAUGCUUAUGCACAAGGCCUAACACUGGAAGGCUUCCGCGAAGAGGUGCGAGCGUCCACAGAGUGGUCGGCCGCGCGCGCGGCCAAGAACCGCCUGCGGGAGGUGGUGCGCUACGUUCGUCGGACCGAGGAGGAGGAGCCUUCCCCGACACCCCGGAGCCUGGCGGCCCCUGCGAGGAGCGUCCGUGAGCUCCGAGAGCUCCGCUGGCUGCGUCCCGCGGAGGGCGAUGACGAGCCCGUCCUCUUCGAGGAGGACGAGGAUCCACCAGCGGCACUGUCGAGCGACUUGCUGGGUCUUCCAGAGCGACUGCCUGGACUCGAG
Molecule: messenger RNA, 2076 nt
Organism: Durusdinium trenchii
Lineage: Eukaryota; Dinophyceae; Suessiales; Symbiodiniaceae
Source: the annotation of a GenBank genome assembly